AUGUGGUAUCCUCCUACCGUGUUGGUACCAUUUUUUGUAGAGCCAAACGCACGCAGGUCAGCAAAUGUUCCUGCCCCAGUGAUGUGGCCCCUCAGACCGUUUGAUCAGCAGUUACGCGACAUGCUCGGCUAUAGGGAACUCGGCCAGUUUGUUGAGGACAGAAGGAAGCUCCUGUUGAGGUCUUUGUAUGAGCUUGUGAAAAUGAACCACUUUCUGGAGUUGACUGAUCCACAGUUGCUUGGUUGGUAUCAUUCCUUAACUGAAGAAAGCUUAAACCUGAUACUAGAAGAAGGAGGAUUCUUUCAGUUUCUGCACAGACACCCUGCUCUUGAAGUAUCUAGAAAUAUUGUUCACUUAAAGCAGAACGUUGUAGGAAAUUGUCUUCCCCUUGCAGCUGAUAUGCCUUCAAGACUUGAUGAAUCAAGAAGGGCUACUCUUUAUGGCGUCUCACAGUGUGUAAAUUGUGGUACGAGUUGUCCAUCUGGUGCUAAAAAGAGCAAAUGCUGUAGUAUGCUGGUCCUAAACUCAGGGGAAAAUGUUUCCUUACAUGAGGAAGAAAAGACACUUCAGUUGCUACCAAACAACCUACGAGCGGAGCUGAAUCUGGAAUCUGGACAAGUCAGUGAGGAUAUGGAUAUGAGUUCUCAGCAGUCUGAUUGCAUUCAGAGCACCUCAACUAAUUUGUCUGUCACACAGAGCAACAUUUUAGACAGAUUCCAGCCAAGGAACAACUCUAGUGAUGGCAAGCUUUUGUGUCAGAUUUGGGAGGAAAAAGCACAGUGUGAUGGGAAGCAUUUCCGAGAAUCUAAAGAUCAGUUGGCGCAAGCAAGCUUUUUUCAUAAUAGUGAUCAUGACCAGGUACCUCUUCUGACCGAUACCAAUUCAGAUCUAGUACGGGAGACUAGUACAGAGUGUUACAGUUUUAACAGCACUACAGUGGAGCACACAUCUGGCCAGUGGAGUGAUGUCACAAAUACCUCCAUAAAGGCCAAUAAAGGCAGCACUGAAGCAUCUACCAAUGAUGAACCUGGGACCUCUGGUACAGAAAAUUGUACAUUUACUGAUUCCUUCCUCAACAACUGCUCAGAGCGGACCAACCUCACCGGGGAUUUCCAAAAGGUCUGUAGUGAGGGUGACCUGAAAUGUGAGACAAAUUCAGAUGAGUGUCAUAAUGUGAACAAAAAAGAAUCCUCAAGCUUAGCAGCUUGUGUUCCAUUCAUUAACCCCAGCUGGUCAGCAUCUGGCCAGAGUACUCAUGCGAGUGAAUUUACACGUGGGGCGUGCAUUUCAUCCACCAGCCGGAGCAAGCUAAACGUCAAAACCACAACAACGAGUAAGAUACAUCCUGUUCCCCUCAGUGUGAGCCAGACAGUGGAUACCAGCAGUGACUUCAGAGCUUGUUUUACAUCCACCCGGGCAACAGAAGUCACUCAGGACGACUUUAUGAAGCAUUGCCAAGAUGUUUCCACGGGCACUGACUUGUGUCCUGUUAACCAGGAGACACAGACAAUUCAAAGGCCCACUUCUGAGAAAGGCAUCAUUACUGAAGUCUACAUGUCUGACUUGGAUGCUCUGUGUGAGGAAUUUGAGAAACUCAAAAUGAUGGAAGAAGAGCUAAUGCUUUUAAAGAAAGAAAUGCCAAGUGCUACAGGGCCCAGGAGUGAACAGAGCUGUGGAUGUGGUGCUGUUUCACGUGCUAGAUGGGCAGAGCUGCGUCUACUGGCUCUGCAGUUUGCCAUGUGCCAGCAACAUUGCUGGAGGCGUUUCUAUACCUCAUAUGAGGGUGAAACUUCACUUCAGGGAAUCGAAUUAGUGCCCGAUGCAAUGUCACAGACCCUGAAGAGCCUGGAGGACGAUUACCUCAAAAUGAAAAGGAAGAUACUGGAAGGGGUUCCACUGGAUAAUCUCAAGCCGCUGGCUGUGGACACUAAGAGGUUAACAGCCGCAACAUGCUACAGGCCAUCUUUGAUUUACGAGGCUUUUUUAGGUGUUGGUUCUUCCUUCAAGCCCACUAGUCUUAAAGAUGAGGGCCAGACUAACCAAGCCAUUGAGGACUUGAAAAUAAGCACCACAGACCACGAACAUUUCGUCAAGAAUACAACAGCUCCUCAGUGUAAUUCUGCCACGUCAUCUGAAACUGUGAGCAGCAUGAGAAGUAGGGUUGUGCCUGCUUCCAGCCAACAACCAGGAGUUUCUAGUGAUUCCAAGCCUUAUUCGGGUGCUCGUAAAGACCUCAACAGCGGUGAUGCCUGGUAUGAUGCAGAAGAGGAAUUUGGAUGUGAUGCUCGGAGUUGUAAAGAAGACAGACAAACAGGGCUGAAUGAUCAAGGGGACUCGAAGCAACAGAAUGUGGAUCCACUCACGAAGAUUGAUCGCUGUUUCUUGCUUUGUGUCUUAAACCUGCCAAACACUGUUACUGAGCAUGAUCUGCUGCUUUGGUUUGCAAAGUACCACACCAAUCAAGUGUCCCUUUCCAAUUUUACUAACACCAGGGUUGCAAUAGUAAGUGUGAGGAACUCUAAUGAUGCAGAAGCUGCGGUAAGAGAGAUGAAUGGCCAAACCAUUCAAGGCCAUAAACUCCAUGUGGAACACCUCCACAAGCCUCCCGCAAGUGAUCAGGUCACCAUGAAAGAGUCCUGCGUUCAACUUUCCCCUGCUGCCCAUAAAGCAGGAGAAGAGCUGAUACCGCCAAGCUCAAAUAAUAACUUCCAUGCUGCCAGACCACUCUGUUGCAGUCUGGAUAAACUUACCAAUGUCUGCACUACACCCACUGCAUCUGGUACCUUUGUGCCACAGCAUUACUGCACUAUGGGUAGCUUUGACACAAUCAUGGCCCAGUUAUCAGAGCGCUACCCGAAAAUAGGCAAACAGCAGAUCGUCAGUGCUUUGCUGGAGCUGCAAGAAAAGCAUUGUGAUCUUCUUACUCACUCAGCCACAGACUGA
This is a messenger RNA of Tachysurus vachellii, 2943 nucleotides long. RefSeq names its product RNA binding motif protein 44 (gene rbm44). NCBI's taxonomy places the organism in Eukaryota, Metazoa, Chordata, Actinopteri, Siluriformes, Bagridae. The transcript has 18 exons. The record is from RefSeq and is a predicted model, not a curated record. Bases 1 to 2943 code for a protein of 980 amino acids. Gene Ontology annotation, molecular function: RNA binding.